This is a messenger RNA of Melitaea cinxia (Glanville fritillary), 2054 nucleotides long. RefSeq names its product putative ferric-chelate reductase 1 homolog. The coding region runs from base 7 to 1926 and encodes 639 amino acids. The record is from RefSeq and is a predicted model, not a curated record. Lineage: Eukaryota; Metazoa; Arthropoda; Insecta; Lepidoptera; Nymphalidae. The transcript has 12 exons. Gene Ontology annotation, molecular function: oxidoreductase activity, acting on metal ions.
AUAAAAAUGCUGCGAAGAAAAAGAAGUAUAAAGUUAAUACUGAUAGCGGUAUUAUCAUUCGUAAAAAUAUGCCAACAGUAUGGCUCAGGGGCGCCGCCUUUGGCCUGCGACGACCAAACACCAAGACACGGCGACAUCCAAGCGCAAACGUCAGUACCUCCGUAUGCCAUAUUUACCUCUGCCUCCCAAGUCAGACAAGGAGAUGUCUUGAACGUCACUAUUAGUAGUCCUUUUGGGGCUCCAGCUCCAAUCGGCGGAUUCAUUUUACAAGCUAGAGGAAUACAGGAUACAGAUAAAAUAGUCGGUAAAUUCACCAAGGUUCCGAGCAGCGAUCUCGCUCAGAUCACCAGCUGCCGCGGAAACAAUGACACCGUCACUCACACCAACCCUGAGGAGAAGCCUCCCCUCAGUUUCACGUGGCAAGCCCCAAACGACUUCUUGGGAGGGAUUGAAUUCAGAGCGACUGUAGCCCAAAGUUUUGCGACGUUCUGGAAAAAUGUUGAAUCUCCCCUAGUCGAAGUGGUCACACCGGACACCGUGAUCACCACAUCCCCGCCCGCCGCUACAACAGAGCGUCCAACACAAGCACCGCCUACUAUUAUGGAGACCAAGCCUAAGCCCACUCAAACCACACUCGACCCAAUCUACCAAGGAUGCGAAGACACCAAACUUUGUUUUGGUGUUCCGCAAAACUGCAUACCAAAUGGAAACUGCAAAGCCAUCGUUGCUGUUUUUGUGGCUGGCGAUAUUUACACUUUCGAAAUUCAAGGAACUGACAACCCUCAAUACGUAGCUGCUGGGUUGAGCAUGGACAGCAAAAUGGGAGAGGAUAGUGCUGUGGAAUGCGUUAGAAACGACAAUGGAAGAAUCACAAUACAUACGUCUUGGACAUAUCCAAAGGUUGAACCAUAUGUUAGAAGGUCGGACUCUCCUCAAGACAUUGUGCAGCUUUUAGAAUCUUCGAAUAUAGAAGGAAAGUUGUAUUGCAAAUUCAGGAGGGAUACCGUCUCCGUGGUCAGGGGGCAGACCUUCGAUUUAGCGAAUAAUAAAUACUUUUUGAUGGCGUUGGCUGGUAGUUCGAUGAAAGACGCGAACCGCGUGGGCUUCCACGACGUGGCGUACGAGGCGUCGGGCGCGGCGCUGGCGCUGUCGGCGCCGGGCUCGGCCGCGCCCGCCUCGCGCCUGCUGCUGCGCCUGCACGGCUGCUGCAUGCUGGCCGCGUGGCUGGGCGCCGCCUCGCUGGGCGUCGUGCUGGCCAGAUAUUUCAAAAAGACAUGGGUAGGAAAAACACUAGGAGGAAAAGAUAUAUGGUUUGCCUACCACAGAAUCCUGAUGGUGUUGACGUGGGUGCUAACAAUGGUGGGCUUCAUUCUCAUUCUGGUAGAAGUUGGUGGAUGGCAAGACACAGGAGACAAUCCACACGCCAUCACCGGCAUUAUCACUGUCGUUCUCUGCUUUAUACAGCCUAUUGGAGCUUUCUUCAGACCACAUCCGGGUACUAAACACCGCCCGUUAUUCAACUGGCUACAUUGGCUUAUUGGAAAUUCCGCACAUAUUUUAGGAAUCGCAACAAUAUUCCUGGCCGUUUAUUUACAAAAGGCGCAACUGCCUUCCUGGAGCGUGUUCAUACUCGCCGCCUUCGUCGUAUUCCACAUACUAGCACACAUCAUACUAUCGCUAACCGUAUGCGUGUCAGAAGGUCGGAUAAGCAAUGGACGAGUGAAUUCGUUCCCGAUGAAAGACAUGAUGGGACAAUCCCGACAAGUGACAGCGGUCGACAGAAGUUCAGACGCGCCGUUCUCAACAUUCAGAAAACAUCUACUAGGAGUGUAUGCACCAAUCAUCAUAUUAUUUGUGAUCGCCAUGAUCUGCCUCGUCGCCUUAGCCCCAAUCGGUGCUACAUACAAUAACUUAAUGGGUUCAUAGACUAGCGUUGCAUUGUUAAAUUAAUAACAAAUAUUUCAAUCCAUGCGGGCUACCAUACUCUAAUAAAGAAACAAAUACUGGCCGAAAAUAAAACAUAAUAGUACUCUUUUCGUUAUUAUUAGCAGAAA